UCGGAGUGCCGCUCCCGCAUAUGGGGCGGCCUGCUCCCCCACCACCACGGGGGGCUAAGAAGCCCCCACCCCCACCCGAGCAGCCGCAGGACCCCUACGAGUUUAGGACUGGAGAGCCUCGCCUGCUGCAAGCGCCCGGCGGGACAGCGCCCCCUGCCGGCCGCGUGGUCCCGAUCGCCAUGGUAACGCCUCUGUCUGGCAGCAGGGCAACUAGCAUGCAGAGCCGGGAGGAGCAGACCACCACGCUGGCGCCUACGUCCACCCAGGGCUCAGAGGGCGUUCUGGAGCCUGUCGGAAUCCUCCAGGAACAGUAUCAAAGCCUGUGUCUGAAAAAGUCCAAGAGAGUUAAUUCUUAUAUACUCCACAUACUUCAAGAAGCAGAUGAAAAAAUCCAGAAUGGAGAGGACAGAGUCACCCUGAACAUCCCUGGGAACAACCGCCUGAUCCCGGUGGAGAAAGUGACGGGGGAAGACUUCUGGCUUCUCUGCAGAGUUCUGAGGAAGAACCUCAACUUUCAGGGUCUGGACAUGCGCUACAACAGCAUCAGUGACGUGGGCGCCUACUAUGCUUCCAAACUCCUGCAGAAAAAACUCAAUCUCACUUACUUAAAUCUCAUGUUUAAUGAGAUUGGCCGAGAAGGUGGAGAACUGAUUGCCAAGGCGUUAUACAAGAAUAAGACUCUAAAGUAUCUCAGAAUGACUGGAAACAAGAUUGAAAAUGAAGGAGGGAUGUUUUUUGCUGCAAUGCUACAAAUCAACUCCUCCUUAGAGAAGUUGGAUCUGGGUGACUGUGAUCUGGGAAUGCAGAGUGUGAUAGCAUUUGCUACCGUCCUCACUCAGAAUCAAACAGUUAUGGGGAUCAACAUAAACCGACCCGUUCUCUAUGGCGAACAGGAAGAGUCCACAGUUCACCUCAGCAACAUGCUGAAGGAAAACUACCACCUUGCUGAACUCCACGUGUGUAAGCAUGGGAUUACAAACUAUGGCAUGAAAUACUUGUGUGAUGCCUUGUUCCUGAACAGUAGCCUUCGCUAUCUUGACGUCAGCUGCAAUAGAAUAACUCAAGAUGCAAUGGUGUUCUUGGCUGAUGUGCUAAAGACCAAUACUACCCUGGAAGUCAUAGAUCUUUCUUUUAACAGAAUAGAAAAUGCAGGAGCAAACUAUCUCAGUAAAACUCUUGCCUCCCAUAACAGGAGUCUCAAGGCGUUAUCAGUUGUCAGCAACAAUAUCAGGGGAAAAGGACUAGUGGACCUUUCCCAAGCAAUGCAGGAAAACCUCGUCCUCUCUAACAUCUAUAUUUGGGGAAACAAAUUUGAUGAAGCUACCUGUGUGGCAUAUUCAGACUUAAUUCAAACGGGACGACUACAGCCUGACAACACAGAUGUGAAGCCAUUUGUGGUGGAUGGACGCCUGUACCUUGCAGAAAUCUCGAACGGCCUGAAGAAGCACUACUACUGGACACCAACUUAUGGAGAAAUUUCCAAUGACUUAGCUAAUGCAGGGUUUGCCCUUGUUCCGGUUGGUCAGCAGCCAUGACAAAAAAAAAAAAAAGCCCUCUAGUCAUAUGCUUUGUCUUACUGCUCCCACAGAGACUAAUACAUUAAAUUUUUCUUUCAUAAAUUAGGACAAGUCAAAAAAAUAAUAAAAAUAAAUUAGGACAAGUUC
Erinaceus europaeus (western European hedgehog) is the source of this 1664-nucleotide messenger RNA. It is a transcript of the gene LRRC34, whose product is annotated as leucine rich repeat containing 34. The record is from RefSeq and is a predicted model, not a curated record. Lineage: Eukaryota; Metazoa; Chordata; Mammalia; Eulipotyphla; Erinaceidae. Gene Ontology annotation, molecular function: protein binding. The transcript has 11 exons. Bases 21 to 1535 code for a protein of 504 amino acids.